Prorocentrum cordatum is the source of this 2651-nucleotide messenger RNA. The record is from the annotation of a GenBank genome assembly. Lineage: Eukaryota; Dinophyceae; Prorocentrales; Prorocentraceae.
GCUGCUACGGACCGACGAUUGCACUGGCGCAAGAUCCUCGACGAGGCCGCCAAUGCGCACACGGAGGCAGAAGACAAGCUUGCGGAGGCGACGGAGUGGCGUGACCAGUGCGCGGCGAACUUCGACUCCGCCCAACGCGAGGAGGCCGACCUCCUCAUCCUCAGGGCCAGAGAGACGGGCGCUGCGGCCGCAUCCGUCGACCCGUCUCGCCAGGUCACCGUCAACUUCGACGCCGAGAGUUUCGAGGACUGGGAGGACUUGGAGGAGCAGGCCCAGGAGGAGCUCCGCAAGCUUUGCACGGAGGGUAAGACCAUCAUGGAGGAAGCGAGGGCCAACUUCGAGGCCAACUGUCGCAUGCAGCAGCAGAGGGCCAAGGAGUUCCGCGAGGCCCAGAAGAAGCGCAGGCGGGUGCAGGAGGACCCCGCCUCCCCAGCGCCGGGCCCGCCGCCGCGCCAGGAGGCCCAUGCGGCUUCGGAGGCGACGACGGCCGCAGGCGGUCAGACCCCAGAGAGCGCAGCCGAGGCAGCAGCCAAGGCCCGCGCUGACAAGGAGGCAGCGGAGCAGGAGCGCAGUGCCAAGCAGAUUGGCGAGGCUGCGUCCAUGGCCAGCCGCACAGCCAAGACCGCCGCUGCCGCGAAGGCCAAGGGCUUCCACCUGCCCGACUACACGUCGGCCUGGACCUCGCGGUACGUCGACAUGGCGCCCAUCCAGUUUGCCAACAUCACUGAGUACGGCCCCCAGGCUGCCAAGUUCCUCGCAGAGAGGGGCAAACGCAAGUACAAGGCCAUCGCGUUCGUGGAGACCCGCGCCACGGCGGAGCAGCUGACGGCCACCCAAGUGGCCCUGGGCAAGGAUGGCUGGAGGGUGGCUGGCACGCCGGCCACGCCCUCUGGCAAGGCCAAGUCGGGCACCUCUGGAGGGGACAUGCGGUGCCUCGACAAGACCUUGGCGGCGACGACGUACGAGUGCCAUCGGCGUCGCCAUCUUCUAGCCACGCGGAAGGAGAUCUUCGUCGGUUUCUGCCUUGUGGUCCUCCACCUGAAGGAGGGCAAUGUGGUCUUGGUGGCGAUGAACCUGCAGCCAGGACUCAAGUUUGGUGGCGUCAACCGCAAUCGGCUCCUGGCGGUGGGCAGCUACGCGUCCACCCUGCCCGACCCGUGGGUCCUCCUUGCGGACUGGAACCUCGAGCCCCCUGAGUGGGACAGGAGCGAGUGGCCUGGCAAGAUUGGCGGUGCGGUGGUUACCCCAUCGAAUGCAAGAACGACCUGUGGCAAGGGUCAGGGCCGCAUGUACGACUAUGCAGUGGCUAAGCAAGGGUGGCAUCAUCGGCUCCGCCUUCAGGCCAUUUUCGACGUCCCGCGGAAGACCCACUGUGCGAUCGAGGUCAUCAUCGAAGGUUCCGACCGCCGAUGGCAUCACGACGAGCUCGCUGUUGCCCGCAGCCCCCCAGUUCGAGCGAGGCCGCCCAAGGGGCCAGACCCAGAGAGCAAGACCUCGAGGCGCAAGGCGGAGGCCCUGCAGUCGCGGGCCCGCGCCUUGCCGCGGCAGCUCCAGGAGACGUUCCUCGAGAUCCACGAGCAGGGCGAGGACCAGCACCCUGAGGGCGCGAAGCCUUUCUUCAUCACGGAGGACGUUUGGUCCAGCUGUUGCCCAGCAUUGGGAGAUCCUAUCCCGCGAGCUGGUCAGAUGGAGUACUUCAUCAAUGCCAGUCGCCCCGACGACGUCCAGGAGGUCAGCCUGGCGUAUGGCAAGUGGAUCUCCCAGUUUGAGGAGGCCCAUAUUGCCGUCGAGCGGAUCCCCCCUGAUCAGGCCAGGGCUUGUCGAGGUCGGGCGCAUGGGCAUUCCAUCAAGCGGGUCAAGGCGAAUACCACCCCAGGGAGGGCCCACACGGUGGACGCUGGUGUAGAGCUGUGGAGCACCCUGACGACCUUGGCCAUUCGGGCCCGCGCCCUGGUGGCGAACAAGACGGACAGCGACCAGUUGGACUACGUCUUGGGCGACCUCGAGCAGCGGUGUGACAUUAUCGCGGACGAGGGCCACCGCGCCAGGUAUUUCGGCAAUGCUCUCAGUGCUGAGUUGGAGGAGUGGAGGCAUGCGAAGGAUGCUCUCCUUGCGUCCAUCGGAGAUGACUUCCACCUCAUGCCAUCCUCCGGCCUCAUUGGCGCACUCGAUCCAUUCAUAGAGGUGUCCGAGCGUCGGUCGAGCAGGGCCUCGGGCAGAUCCCAUGCCAAGGCACGUCGCGGCUUCAUCAAGUGGGCGAUGGAGUCCUGGAAGUCCAAGGCGGGGGUUGUGUAUAGGCACGUGCGCGAGCCGCAGGUACAGCAGACUGAGGUGCGUUUGCGGGACACUGCUGUUGCCGACCCGUGCACUAUCAUGCGAGUGAAGACUGACGUUUGGGAAAAGGUGUGGUCGGACCCUGAGUUCGACGAGGGCCAGGUCCUACAGGAUUUGGGGGAUCCCCGCGCGCGUGCUGCUGAGGAACCCCUGGAGCCCAUCACCUUGGAGAUGCUGGCUGCGGCGCUGUCUCGGACGUCGUCCAAGAAGGCGAAGGGCAUCGACAACAUCACGGCACUGGAUAUCGCUCGCUGCCCCCCGUCGGCGCGGCAGCAGCUGGUCGACCUGCUCAACUUAGUCGAACAGCGGGCCAUCUG